AAGCUAAAGCUUUGGUCUUUGUCUGUUGACUCUUGGCUUGUAGCCCAGGAUAAAAUACCGGUUUCAAGAAGCAGGAUCACGUAUUCACCGGCGGAGUUUGAACUGAAAUUCAUCAGUGCAGUAAAGACAAUUCCGUCUUCAUCGACGCGACGGUCGAAACAUCGUCGAAUUACCGUAAUUUAUUUAUUUUCAUAAAGUUUUACAAUUAGCUAAUCAUUUUGAAGAAGAGGCUGUUCAGUAUCAUGUUUCCACUAAUUUAUGGACUUAUUCUAUUAAGUUGCCAAGGUUGGCUGGUUUUAUCCAGCCCUGUUAAGUACGAUCAGCGUCAAGAAGGUGAUGUCAAUGUACAAAUUGAUCUCAAAGAUGUGAAAAUCAUCGCCCUCCUCAACUCAGACGUAUUUGAUGAUUACACGAAUUACGACUACGCUUAUGAUUAUGCAGACUUCACUGUUAAACCAGUGACGAAACCGACGAAACCGACGAAACCACCUACAACAACAACAGCAGCAACAACAGCAGCAAUAAAAACUUCAAGUAAAUUAUCUGAAACAUCAACAGUAUUGCUAACAAACUCUUCAAGUUUAGAAACUAAAACAACUGAAAGUGUUUUUUCAUCUACAAGUGCGACUAGUGCUGUUACUGAUGAUAAUAAAAUAGUUGAAAAUUUUACAAUGUCAAUUGAAAGUAAUGCAGAUGAAAUGAGUUUAAAAAAGCUAAAGAACGAGGAUAAAUUUAAAAACCUGUUUGAGAAAAUUGUAAAUGCUACUGAAGAAGCACCAAGUGCCACUACUGAAGCUUUAACAGAAAAACAGGUACUGGUUCACAAACAAACGAAAAGAUGUCGGGCAGGAUAUGAUAAGUCUGGAACAUGUCAUCGACGAAGAAUAUCUUUGUUACCACUUGCAAUGAAAGUGGCACCCCAAUUGAUACGAAGCAUGAGACAACAAUUGAUCCACUGAUGACUUCUAUGAACAAAAUUGGAAUGAAUUUUUACAGAAACUUAUGCUUAAACCAUAUCAUCAUCUGUGAUUCUUAGAACGUAACGUACUAUCAUUUUUAAUCAUCAAAGAUUGAAGAAGAUAAUGAUACUUGAUCUGUGAAAUUAUUAGUCUAUAUAAUUCACAUAUAUUUCUAAAAAAUAUAACUACAAGAAACGGCAAAAAUAUAUUUACUUUUGUUAAAUAAAAUAAUUUUCCUUUUAUUGCAAUUAUUUAUAACUAAUA
Molecule: messenger RNA, 1223 nt
Organism: Belonocnema kinseyi
Lineage: Eukaryota; Metazoa; Arthropoda; Insecta; Hymenoptera; Cynipidae
Exons: 4
Coding region: 243-959 (238 amino acids)
Source: RefSeq, a predicted model, not a curated record